This is a messenger RNA of Sorex araneus (European shrew), 7780 nucleotides long. RefSeq names its product nuclear receptor binding SET domain protein 2 (gene NSD2). The record is from RefSeq and is a predicted model, not a curated record. Lineage: Eukaryota; Metazoa; Chordata; Mammalia; Eulipotyphla; Soricidae. Gene Ontology annotation, cellular component: nucleus; chromatin. Gene Ontology annotation, molecular function: histone H3K36 methyltransferase activity. The transcript has 10 exons. The coding region runs from base 183 to 2123 and encodes 646 amino acids. Gene Ontology annotation, biological process: regulation of DNA-templated transcription.
CGCGGAGAGCCUCGGCCUGGCCGCGCUGCGCCCGCCGCCGCCGCCCCCUCCCCUCGGCGCCCGCCCUCCCGCCGCUGCGACCCCCUCGGGGCCCGCCGCCCGGAGCCGCCGCCCGCGUCGCGAGCCGCCGCCGGAGGAUGCGCAGCACAACAGUGUUUUAAGAACAGAAGCAUCUGGGCUGAAUGGAAUUGAGCAUCAAAAAAAGUCCUCUUUCUGUUCACAAAGUUGUAAAGUGCAUAAAGAUGAAGCAGGCGCCAGAAAUCCUUGGCAAUACAAAUGGGAAGACUCAAAACUGUGAAGUCAGUCGUGAGUGCUCUGUGUUUCUCAGCAAAGCACAGCUUUCUACCAGUCUGCACGAGGGGGUCAUGCAAAAGUUUAAUGGCCAUGAUGCACUUCCCUUUAUUCCAACGGAGAAGCUGAAAGAUUUAACAUCCCGGGUGUUUAAUGGAGAACCUGGUGCUCAUGAUGCCAAGCUGCGUUUUGAGUCUCAGGAAAUGAAAGGAAUUGGGACACCGCCUAACACUACCCCUAUCAAAAACGGCUCUCCAGAAAUUAAGCUGAAAAUCACCAAAACGUACAUGAAUGGGAAACCCCUUUUUGAAUCAUCCAUUUGUGGUGAUAGCGCUGCUGCUGUAUCCCAGACAGAAGACAGCACACAAAAGCCAGAAAACAAGGCGCGUAGGAACAGGAAGAGAAGCAUCAAGUAUGACUCCUUACUGGAACAGGGCCUUGUCGAGGCAGCUCUGGUAUCCAAGAUCUCCAGCCCCUCGGAUCAAAAGAUUCCGUCUAAGAAAGAGUCCUGUCUAAAUACUACAGGAGAUAAAGACCACUUGUUGAAAUACAAUGUGGGUGAUUUGGUGUGGUCCAAAGUGUCCGGUUAUCCUUGGUGGCCAUGCAUGGUUUCUGCAGAUCCUCUCCUUCACAGCUACACCAAACUUAAAGGUCAGAAAAAGAGUGCCCGCCAGUAUCAUGUCCAGUUCUUCGGUGAUGCCCCAGAAAGAGCGUGGAUAUUUGAGAAGAGCCUGGUAGCUUUUGAAGGAGAAGGACAGUUUGAAAAAUUAUGCCAGGAGAGUGCCAAGCAGGCACCCACAAAAGCUGAGAAAAUUAAGCUCUUGAAACCUAUUUCAGGGAAAUUGAGAGCUCAGUGGGAAAUGGGCAUUGUCCAAGCUGAAGAAGCUGCCAGCAUGUCUGUAGAGGAGCGGAAAGCCAAGUUUACCUUCAUCUAUGUGGGAGACCAGCUUCAUCUCAACCCUCAUGUAGCUAAGGAGGCGGGCAUUGCUACAGAGUCUCCAGGAGGAAUGGUGGGGACCUCAGGAGUCAGUGAGGAAGCCUCUGAGGGGCCCAAGUCCCCAAAAGAAGAGGGCAUUCCCAUCAAGCGAAGGCGACGGGCCAAAUUGGCGAGUUGUGCUGAGAACCAUGAAUCUGAGCCUGGGACAGUAAAGAGCACUCCUCAAAAGACGGCAGAGUUUGGCACUAAGAGAGGAGUCGGCUCUCCUCCUGGAAGGAAGAAGGCCCCAGCCUCUACUCCGAGAAGCAGAAAAGGAGAUGCAGCAUCCCAGUUUUUGGUCUUCUGUCAGAAGCACAGGGAUGAGGUGGUUGCAGAGCACCCAGACGCCUCAGGUGAGGAGAUUGAAGAGUUGCUUGGCUCCCAGUGGAACAUGCUCAAUGAGAAGCAGAAAGCGCGCUAUCAUACAAAGUUUGCCCUGGUGGCCUCUGCCCAGGCAGAAGACGACUCUGGUAAUUUAAAUGGGAAAAAAAGAAGUCACACCAAGAGGACACAGGACUUUGCAGAAGAUGUUGAAGUUGAGGAUGUACCAAGGAAAAGACUCAGGACUGACAAGCACAGUCUUCGGAAGAGAGAGAUCACUGACAAAAUGGCCAGAACAAGCUCUUGCAAGGCCAUAGAGGCCACCUCCUCCCUGAAGAGCCAGGCAGCAACGAAAAAUCUGUCUGAUGCAUGCAAACCACUGAAGAAGCGAAAUCGGGCUUCCGCUGCUGCACCUUCAGCUCUUGGGUUUAGCAAAAGUUCAUCUCCUUCUGCGUCAUUAACUGAGAAUGAGCUUUUAUGGGAGCCCACAUCAGUCAAGUUGGAUUUGAACUCAGCUGCCCUGUACUGCACUUAAAAUGCGGUAAUGUCCCAAGACGCCUGCUGCAGGUGCUGUAUCAUCGUACACACUCAGUGACAUUCCUAUCACAGUCAUAUUAUGGAAGAUGUGUGAUAAUCUGUUUUUACUGGUAUUAAUAAACACAUACAAUGAAGAAAACAGAUAAAAAAAAAUUUUAAGACCAAGGUAAGAUACCUAAUCAAGGCCAUUUAAUCAACCACAUUCAUCUCAUGAUAGAAACACAUUCAUAUUCCAGUGAUCAAUGUAGAUUCCGAGUUGAAAGGGUGCCCUUCAUCAGGGGCUGUCCUGGACCUGCGGCAUGGACACUGCACUGAAGGGGUUAAUCUAGAGGUCAUUUUCCUCCUCUAGCUCAUAAUGUACUGAAUUUUUAUUGAAAAGAAAGUCAACAUCUGUACCUUCAAAAACAAAGAACAAACAGCACACAUUAAAAAGGAGUUUCUCGUCAACUAUUCUCAUUGCCAAUGGAAUGUUUUCAAUACUGUAGAUAUUAAACUAAUUUCCAACAUAAAAGGCAGGAAGAGUUUUGAUUCUGUCUUUUUUUACUAAACAGUUUUACUAUGACACUAGAUAUAGUAAAUUUGUAGGAAAAACAUCAUUUACAGUAUCAUUGUGAUUUAUUUAACUCUUUCAAUUCAAUGACUGAUAUCGGGGACGGGUGCCAUAAUCAGCGUAUUCACGCCUGCCACUUUAUCAGUUGCUUUUCUAGAACAUCAGCCAUCAUAUUAACUGUCUCGAUCUUGGUUGACCACCCAGGGUCGUGCCCGGGGUGUGCGCAUGUUUGCAUGGUGAGGAACAGGCCUCCUAGGAGCAGAAUGCGUGCUCAUCACAUCUCCCUGUUAAUAGCACUGGUUCACACCCAGCAGACUCUUCAGACGUGUUUUACCUUUAAUGAAAGUUUCUAACACUGUCGUCUGAACCAGUACGUAAUGCAUGUAAAACACUUAGGGUACCUGGCACUUUGCAAGGACUCAGUGGUUCACUAUUGUGACAAUAAUGGUUAUAACAAUAAAAAUAAUGAAAUCAUCCUCAUUCCAUUUUUAUCCAAAAGUAUAAGUUAUUGCUUUGGCGUGAAAAGCAAUCCUUUUGACUGCAUUAUGUAUGUAGGGAUAAAAUAAACCUAGGAGUGGCAAGAUUAGUUUGAUUUGGUUUGUGUGACACUGUGGGGUUCUGAAUGUGCCUGAGAGCUGUCCAGUUUCUCUGUUCAGGCGUAGUAGAAACCUCCAAGACAGUCUUAAUUAAGUCAGGCUGUUCUUAAAAUUUUGAAAAUAGGAUAAAAAUGUGUUGAAAGAAUCACUCUGAUUCAAGAAAUAAUCACACAGACUGAAGGCUCUUGCUAGAAAGACUGGAAGAAUGAGGAGUUUCCUUUGAAACUCUUGCACAGUGAAUUUUGAAUGGGUGGCCAGCUAGUGACCAGCGUUAAUGUGUCCGCUAGAAGCAUGCCUCUCUGCACUGUGCCAGUGGGGGCUGAGGUGAGGGAACUGGGCAGGGGUGAGGAGCCGAGGAGGUGUGUACCCAGCCAUGCUCUCAGUUGGGGGCAGACUUAUCCUGCUGGGAUAUUGGAACGAGGAGCAGGCAGAUGGGUAGGUGUCCUCAGUAUCCUACAGGGACAAAGACAGGCCCACUAGGCUGGAAGGUCCCGCCUCGGAUUCUGGGGCUGGUCAUGCUGUGGACUGCCGGGGAGGAGAGCUCCUGAGAGGCCCACACGGCUUCCUGAAGGAAGGAGGUGAGUGGGAGAGAAGCUGCCUUGACUUGCUGGGGGACGAACAGUAGUUUAGUCACACAUUCCUUCCUCUGAUCAGUUGAGUCAGCUCAUUUAAAGCGUCUGUGGCAGGCUGAGCUCCUUUUAGUGGUAGCCGGGUACUGUUACAGGUCAGGGUUCGCCUAUGUGCCCUCCCUUGGGCAUGGCGAGGAGGAACUCUGUAGCCUGAAACCUGUCUGCAUACCUGCAGUCUACACAGCGGCUGUUUCAAAUGCACAGUCUUGCACUAUAGUGGAACGGUACCUGAAGAGCAUGUGUUGAUCACCAGGGCUUUGUUUGUUCAGAACCACCCCUGCUACAGAGUUCACCCUUCCCCUCACCCCACCCCCGCCCCCUGACUUUUCUUCAGAGUGGUGCAGAGUUGAGUGUCUCUGCAGCUGUGAUGACAUGACUUAGGUGUAGACACAUCUCAGUACUUUCCCUUAGUGUGUUAUGUCUCCCUGUCCACUUUCCAAAGGGAACUCUCCUACGUGAAAGCAGAGCUUGUGAAACUGCCUGCUCCAUGCUGGGCAUGAGGCAUGCCCCUCCACUUCUGUGAGGCGCCCGGUUUCCACCGAGCCAUGCAGAAGCACUGUGAGAUUCGGAGCGGGGGCCAGGGCUGGCCCAAGUUCCCACAGCUGGGCCUAGCUGGACAUUCCUGUUGGUAGUGAAGUAUACCAGAGGACAAGCUGGAAAAAAUUGACCUGAGGCCUCAGGAACAAAGUUACUUCCGUAGCCAUCCCUGUGGCCCUGAUCCGAGCACUCUAGAGUCGUUGCCAGAGGUGUAUGUGAAUGGCCGGACUCCCAGGGGCAGGAUAGUGGACGGUUGCCCAUUGUGGGUGCUUGGUUUUCCUGAGAGUCAACCUUAAAAAUGUCUUAAAAAGGAAGAAAAGGGAGAUUGUGACUCAGCAUCUAGUUCUAGAAACAACCUAGCUGGGUGUAUGAAAUUAAUGCCCUGGUUCUCAGCCCCAAGCCUUCUGUGACUUUGCUCCACUUAAGUACUCACACAUCAUCCCCAUCAUGAUCAUCACUUUAGUAGUAGUAGGUCACAGGGUCGAACCCAGUACCUAGGGCUUGCUCCUGGCUCUGCUCAGGGAUCACUCCUGGUGGGGCUUGGGGAACCCACCAACACAGUGCUGGAAACCAGAGUUGAUUGUAUGUCAAGACCAGUACCUACACCCGGCACUGUCACUGGCCCUCCGUGUGAGCGUUUGCAGAAGAGGUGCCCUGUCUGUUCUGGUAGUAGGGAGUAACAAUGCCGCCUCCGCCCUGUGGAUGGGGUCUGCUAGGGGGGCUAGUCUGAAUUGGCUGAGACUCCUUCAUCCGGCCUGAAAAGAUUGAUGAGAAAUCAGAUGACUUAAUUUUAUUUCCAUUUGAUUUCUGAAUUACUAUACUUUGCAAGCAUAUUUAGCAUCUUAAAUGACUCCCCUUAGUUGUUAUUAUUGUUGGGCCACACCCAGCUAUGCUUAGGGUUUACUCCUAGCUCUAAGCUCAGGCACGAGUCACUGCUGGCUAUGCUCAACUGUAUGGGGUGCCAGGAAUAGAACCCAGCUGGGCCCAUAUGCAAGGCAGAUGCCCUACUCAAUGUCCUAUCUCUCUGCCCUCAUUGAUGAUUUCUUUUAAGUCUGUUCAGGUCAGUUUGAUUUUUUUUUUUUUGGACAUGAACCAGGUAGAAAGCCCUUUUGACGUAGUAUAAAACUUGAAUCAUUUUAUGUUUUCAAACCAGUCUUUUCAUUAUCUGUGUUUUUAAGAACCAAAACAAAAAUACUUCUGAGGACUGUCUAAAUUGGCUAAAAGAAUUAAAAUGUUGCUACCAGGAACAGUUUGUCAAAAUGCUUUCAGACUUGCUUCUGACUUAUUGGCAUUUAAAAAAAGGUUAAAAGGAAUAAACAGAUGUCUUUGUAUUUUAGGAUUUUGGGAUUAGUGAAAUUGAUUUGGAACCUUUUCAAUACUAUUUUUACUGCUUUACCAAGACUAUUAGGAAUUAUUACUAAUUUACUUACCAGUGAUGGUAAGUGAGCUCUCCUUGGCAGCAGGAAAUCCUACAGAUUUUGCUCCUUUCACUCUUUGGACUUACUGUGUGAGCAGCACCUUCUCUCUGGGGCGUUUCUGCCUCCCCAGCACCACGUCAGUUAAGAGCGCUGUCAGCCUCAGCUUGCUGGAUGCCUGUGUAACCACACAGCUUCAUCCUAGAGCCACACAUCAUUUUGUUCUGGCUUGCCUGUAGUCAGUUUUUCUAUAUGAUCCAUUGGGGUGUAUUUUUAGAAAGGGUGUUAACUGUUCAGGCAUACUGUACCUUUGAGCAGUGGCCAAGUGAGGUGGGUGUGGCCUGGUGUGGUUCAGGGCUGUCUGGCUUAGCUGCCGUUGCUGACGCAGCAACUGUCUCAGCAACUGCCGCAGCCCUAGGAGCUUUGUCACUUUAUUCCUCUGUCCUGCAUAGCCGCUGCCAGUCAGCCUGCUCCCCAGGGUGUUGCCCCUGACAAAGUUGGAGUGAGAAUGAUUAGGGCUGACCUUGACUCUGGAGCCAGAGCCACAUGGCCUUACUCUGGCCACAGCCACCACUUGGCACUUGUUGGUACCACACAGAAGCCUUCUAAGGUUAAAAUCGAUGAUAUGAAGCAUGAGAUUGGUGUGUAUUUGAAAGCUGUAUGUUCUUGACAAUUCAGAGUGAGCCCUAGAAGUUAGGGGCAGCCAGUAAAGUUCUAGUUGGUAUCAUCUGGAAGGAUCACUAAUAAAAAUUAUGAACUGUGGCAUUUUUGGUGACUACUGACUAAUUUAGAAUUUAUUUUUAUUCCACUCUAAUAUUUCACUGUGAUGUUAACUUGAAAGACCUGUUUAAGUCUUGAUUUUAAGCUCAUUAAAUCCUCUGAGCACAGGAUCCUUGCCAUUUGUAAAUCCAAAAUACUGUAUGAAAGUACUUCCUAGUAAUCUAUUUCUUCCAUUACAGAAGUAUAACUUAAACAUGAAAAUGAUGUCGGUUAAUAGAAAUAUUUAUUGUUCAAGGUCUGUAAUUGUAUUUUUAAAUGAUGUAGUAUUCAACCUGUGAAGGGAUUUGUUUGUCAACAGAAUUACCAGUUCACUUGUGUACCAUCAGCCCCCAGGGGAGGAUGUGACUGGGAGCCCCUAACUCACCCCGAAUGGCGGAAUCAUUCCUAGAGACUGGUUUGAGUACGGUCACUGGGUUUCCUUGUGUUCCUGAACACCGUCUCGGAAAACUGUCAUAUUUCUUAAGGAGACUGCAUUCCCUGCCCCUAAAGUAAUGUAUGUCUAAGGCAAAUAGGCAAUUUGAUACUCUCACAUACUGAGUAGGGUAAACUCAGAAGUCAGGAACUCAGCUGCUUGGAACUCAGUGCCACAAGUGUGGCUGUGGUGGACCCGGGAAGCAGCGGGGAGUUCCUGACAGCCUGUGUUCAUUCAGUUACUGCAUUUUCCUUUUUCCAAAUGCAUCCUACUGGAUAUGGAAUAGACUGUAGAUGUCGUAGACUGAGAUUUGGGACUGUGUUGGGACCAUGCAGGUGAAUGUGUCACUUUGACAAACAGCAUCUCCGAGUAAGUACUGUCACCCGGUGCAUGAGGAGCCUGCAGCUGGAGUGAGGCGUGCUGGUGUGGCGCCCUGCGCACGUGGACCCCUGCCUCCCCCGACUGUGUGCUAGUUGUCUGUUGAGUCGCUGGGACGGGUUGGGCGGGAUGGGAGUUGGAAUCUCCUUCAAUCUGUCAUGGACUGUAAUAUUGUAAGGUCUGUAUUCUGUAUGUGUAUCUCAGCCCCUGAUCAGGAACAAGCCUCUGUGUGUCUCCACAUUUAUAUUUCCAUUCAAAGUAUGUAAGCAGACUUUGUUAAUUUAGGAGAUAUCUCCAAGUGGAAACGUGCUAACUUUUUCUGUAAAUCUUAAAUAAAAGGUGCUGUUCCUUCCUUUGA